Messenger RNA from Neohortaea acidophila, 1707 nucleotides. Its product is annotated as major facilitator superfamily domain-containing protein. The transcript has 3 exons. Gene Ontology annotation, biological process: transmembrane transport. The record is from RefSeq and is a predicted model, not a curated record. NCBI's taxonomy places the organism in Eukaryota, Fungi, Ascomycota, Dothideomycetes, Mycosphaerellales, Teratosphaeriaceae. Gene Ontology annotation, cellular component: membrane. Gene Ontology annotation, molecular function: transmembrane transporter activity. Bases 1 to 1707 code for a protein of 568 amino acids.
AUGGGAUCCUCGUCAGGCUCCAGUGUCGUCGACGAGACCGAGAUAUCGCCCCUCCUCCAACCAGGCACGAGCAGUCCUACUCCCGACGAGAAGCCUUCUUCUCAACUGUCCAUCCUCUCCGGAGUAACGCGGCUUUGGAGACGGGACAGCAAGACAGACACCAACCUCGAAGACAUCGCCACCCAGCCAAGCGUCUUCGACAAUCCCAAACUCGCACACCACUUCCGCCCCUCCGCGCAGUAUGAAAAUCUCCACCGCUUCGAUCCCUCCGCCCGCUGGACGUGGGCCGAAGAGCUCCCCUUGAUUCGCAAGCUCGACUACAAAGUCACCCUAUGGGCAUGUCUUGCCUUCUUCGCUCUCGACCUCCCCCGAAGCAACGUCAGCAGCGCCAACACCGACAACUUCCUCGAUGAUCUGGGCCUCACCACCAACGACUUCAAUCUGGGUAACUCGCUCUUCCGCGUCGGCUUCCUCCUCGCCGAACUGCCCUCGCAGCUUCUAAGCAAGCGCCUUGGACCGGAUGUCUGGAUUCCUGCGCAGAUGAUUAUGUGGUCCUUUGUAUCCGCAUCGCAAUUCUGGCUACGCGGCAGGCGCUCGUAUCUCUUCUGUCGGGUCCUGAUCGGCACGCUCCAGGGAGGCUUCAUCCCCGACUUGAUCCUAUAUCUCUCUUACUUCUUCAAGAGCUCCGAGCUUCCUUUUCGACUCGCUCUCUUCUGGCUGUCAAACCGCAUCACCAACGUCAUUUCCCCCCUCUUUGCCUUCGGCCUUCUCCACCUCGAAGGCGUGGCGGGCCGUGAGGGUUGGCGCUGGCUGUUUAUGAUAGAAGGUGCCAUCACCUUUGCUAUUGGCUGCUGGAGCUUCUUCUGCAUGGUGCCAUCCAUCACCGAGACAAAAGCACGCUGGCGCCCUCCAGGCUGGUUCACGGAGCGAGAAGAAGUGAUUGCCGUCAACCGAGUGCUUCGCGACGAUCCCUCUAAAGGCGACAUGCAUAACCGGGAGGGCAUUUCUCUCAGACUGCUCUGGCGCACUUUGCGCGACUUUGAUCUCUGGCCCCUCUACCUCAUUGGCCUGACUUUUGGCAUCCCCGUGCAGCCCCCGGAAGCGUACCUUACGCUCACCCUGCGCCGACUGCAAUUUGGCGUCUACGCAUCUAAUCUGCUCUGCAUUCCCAUCUUCCUCCUCACCUCGGUAACGAUGCUCAUCUUCACCCCUCUAGCAGAGCGCUUCAACCAACGCGCCAUCUUCGGCGCCCUCGCCCAAAUCUGGCUCCUCGCCUGCGUCCUCGGCCUGCGCUUCCUCCCCGCCGACGCCGGCCGUUGGACCACGUACAUCGUCACCGGCCUGCUGAUCAGCUAUCCCUACCCGCAUCCCGUGCAGGUUGCGUGGUGCAGUCGCAUCUCCAACGCCGUCUCUACUCGUGCCGUCUCCGCUGCGCUGUAUAAUAUGGCGGUGCAGUUGCAGUAUAUCAUUGCGGCGAAUGUGUAUCGCGAGGAUGAUCGGCCGCUUUAUCGGAGGGGGAAUUCGGUGCUUGCUUGUAUUGGAGGGAUGAAUAUUGUUAUUUAUUUGCUGGUGAAAGUGUACUACACGAAGCGCAACCAGCAGAAGCGAAAACAGUGGAAUGCUCUGUCGCCCGAAGAGCAAGAAGUCUAUCGACAAAACACCACGGACGCUGGUAGUCGUCGAUUGGAUUUCCAAUUCGUUUCAUGA